Molecule: messenger RNA, 849 nt
Organism: Penicillium verrucosum
Lineage: Eukaryota; Fungi; Ascomycota; Eurotiomycetes; Eurotiales; Aspergillaceae
Product: RTA1 domain-containing protein
Exons: 3
Coding region: 1-849 (282 amino acids)
Cellular component (GO): membrane
Source: RefSeq, a predicted model, not a curated record
AUGGCUGAGCAACAUAAUAUCUAUGGGUACAACCCCUCUCUUCCCGCCGCUGUCAUCUUUAUCAUUCUCUUCAGCGCUUCAACCGCUCACCACGGCUAUCAACUCACGAAGUCACGAUGCUGGUACUUCAUCCCAUUCGUCAUCGGGGGAAUCUUCCAGGUCAUAGGAUACAUCUGCCGAGCCGCGUCGCAUGACAACUUCUAUGGAAUCCCGCUGUACGCCAUGCAGACACUCUUUAUCCUGCUCGCGCCGCCGCUAUACGCGGCCUCUAUCUACAUGGUCCUCGGCCGCACAGUCACCUACCUUCAGGCUGAGAACCUCAGCAUGGUGCCCAUCAAGUGGAUGACCAAGAUAUUUGUGACAGGAGAUGUGUUUUCCUUCUUCUUGCAAUGUGCUGGCGGCGGUCUCAUGUCCACAGGAGGCAAUAUGCGUGAAGCAGGUUCGAACAUAACUAUCGGUGGCCUGGUCGUCCAACUCCUCUUCUUCGGCUUCUUCGUGAUCGUCACGACGGUCUUCCACUUCCGCAUCUCCCGUCAACCGACUUCCAAAUCGCAGUUAGAUCGCGACCAGACCCGCGGUGAUGGCUGGAGACAGCGCAAUUGGUUCACAAUCCUUGUUGGAUUGUACAUCGCCAGCUUCCUGAUUCUCGUGCGGUCUAUUUUCCGCUUGGUCGAAUACAAAGAGGGUUACGAUGGGUACACCAUGACGCACGAGGUGUUCAUGUACAUAUUUGAUGGGCUGUUGAUGCUUAUCACCAUGCUCGUUAUGAAUGUGUGCCACCCCGCUAAGGUCAUAGGGAAUGGGAAAGAGGCAAGCAGGGAGUAUUCAGAUGUGGUGCAGCUAAGCUAG